AUGCGCACCAUCGUGUGUGGGCGCAAGCAUGCUGCUGUAAGUCUCUUGCUCGCGCAUCGCCUCCCAGAUCUUGCUGCUCGCGACGUCUCCACCAAGGCAGCAGGUCAGCUGCUGUGCGCGCUCAAGGCAUGCGGCAGCAUUGGCGAUGUGGAGCUGGGGAGGAAGCUCCACUGCGAUGCUGCCCACGACGCCAUUGUCACCGGCAUUCACGUAGCAAACACGCUGCUGAGCAUGUACGCGAGAUGCGGCAGCCCCGCGGAUGCUCGCGCCGUCUUCGUGGCCAUCCCGCGCCCUGAUCUCGUCUCCUGGAACGCGCUCGUCCUGGGCCUGGCGAUCAACGCUGGCUACCAAGCCGAGGCUCUUCACUUGGUGGAGGAGCUCAUGCCGGCUUGUGAUGCCCGGACCUUUGUAGCGGCAAUGGUGGCUUGUGCGAGCCUGGCAGCACGACAAGGAGAUCGCGAUGGCCUGGAGUUGCUGGACAGGGCCAUGGCUCUACACUCCCGGGCUCUGAGUAGCGGCAACAUGGACUUGUUUGUGGCCAACUCCGCGGUGGAUAUGUAUACCAAGUGUGGCAGCUUGCUGGAUUCCAGGAUGGUCUUCGAUAGGAUGCCGUGCCAUAGCUUGGUGUCGUGGAAUUCCUUGAUAUCGGCCUGUGUCGACAACGAGGAAGCCGAGCUCGGGCUCCAGCUCUUCCACACAGUGUCGGAUCAUGGAUGGGAGCCGAAUGCUCGGACGUUUGUGGCUGCUCUUUCCUGCUGCUCGUCACUCAUAUCCAAGCAAGGCAGUACUCCCGGAGAACCAAACGUAGUAUGUUGGAAGGAGGAGGUUGCGAAAAUCCACUCUCAAGCUGCUGGGACCGGCUGUGACUCGCAACUCUUUGUAGCAAACUGUUUGAUCGACGUGUACGCGAGCUGCGGCAGCUUGCUAGAGGCUCGAGCGGUGUUCAACAAGAUGCAAGUCCGUAGCGUCGUCUCGUGGACAGCUCUACUUUUUGGAUACGUCCACAACGGGGAAAGCAGGGCCGGACUGGAGCUGUUUUCGCGCAUGCAAGCUCAAGGCUCCGUAACUCCAAAUGCCUGCACGUUUGUAGCGGCUCUCAUGGCUGUCUCGGCUCUGGCGGAAGAAGAAGCAGGCAAGCUUGUCCGUGGAAGGCUUGUCAAAGUGAGCAGCCUGGAGUACGGGAUGGGUUUACACUCCCAGCUUUGCAAGGACGCGGCUGCAGUGACGGACAUAUAUGUGGGAAACAGCAUCCUUGUCAUGUACACCAAGUGUGGCAGCAUGCUGGAUGCUCGUUGCGUCUUUGAUACCAUCUCCACUUGGGACACCGCAUCGUGGAACUCGCUUCUCCUCGGCUACGCUGAGAAUGGAGAGGCAGAACUAUGCCUGGAACUGUUCGCAGCCAUGAAGCCAUCAGUCGUUGCAAUCGCCCCGGAUGCUCGGACUCUCGUUGCUGCACUCGUUGCUUGCGGGAGCCUUACUUCACUUCAAACUGGAAAGUUUCUCCACGGGGAGAUUUGCAGGCACGGAAUGGAGAGGGACGUGUUCUUGGCAAACAGCCUCAUUGACUUGUACAGCAAAUGCGGGAGCCUAGCCAAUGCAGAACAGGUUUUCGAUUCGACAAGCACCAAAAACUCGGUGACUUGGAGUUCACUGAUUGCGGGAUAUUGUCAAGCAGGAGACGGAAAUGAUGGAGCCGCUUUCGCGCUUGAGCUCUUGUCCCUGAUGCGUGAACUUGGCCUGGAACCCAAUGAUGUUACCUUUCUGUCGCUUCUCACGGGAUGCAGCCGAGCGGGGCUUGUUAACAAGGGAAGGCAGUGCUUCCGAGCUAUGAUCUCGCAACACAGGAUCAAGCCUCGCAUCGAACACUACCACUGCAUGAUCGAUAUGCUGGGCCGUGCUAAUCGCCUGGAGGAGGCCAUGUCAACGCUGGAAUCCAUGCCUUUCUGUGCAACUCAAGUCACCUGGACUAUCAUCUUGGCAGCGUGUCACAAAUGGAACAACGUAGAGCUGGGGACAAGGGCUUACCACAAGCUGCUUGACAUGGACGAGAGCCAGAUCGCGGCAUACGUGCUCAUGUCCAACAUCUACGGGAUCAAUGCAAGAGCUUGA
Messenger RNA from Selaginella moellendorffii, 2109 nucleotides. Its product is annotated as putative pentatricopeptide repeat-containing protein At3g01580. Gene Ontology annotation, molecular function: protein binding; RNA binding. Gene Ontology annotation, biological process: RNA modification. The coding region runs from base 1 to 2109 and encodes 702 amino acids. The transcript has a single exon. The record is from RefSeq and is a predicted model, not a curated record. NCBI's taxonomy places the organism in Eukaryota, Viridiplantae, Streptophyta, Lycopodiopsida, Selaginellales, Selaginellaceae.